Messenger RNA from Coffea eugenioides, 1888 nucleotides. RefSeq lists its product as uncharacterized. The record is from RefSeq and is a predicted model, not a curated record. Gene Ontology annotation, molecular function: ATP binding; protein kinase activity. Gene Ontology annotation, cellular component: chloroplast. The coding region runs from base 124 to 1680 and encodes 518 amino acids. The transcript is spliced from 13 exons. Lineage: Eukaryota; Viridiplantae; Streptophyta; Magnoliopsida; Gentianales; Rubiaceae. Gene Ontology annotation, biological process: protein phosphorylation.
UAUUGAUCAAGGCACUUCAGAACUCACAAAAGCAUCAUCCAAGAUCCAACGAUCUAAUUCCUCUACGGAGGACUGGAGGAGCCAAGUGCAGGUACAAUUGGGGAACACACGCGGCGGCGCACCAUGGAGGCAGGGAGUAUGGAGGGUAACUUAGGGGUGUUGGGGUGGUCCCACUUAUUACUAUCAAGAGUAUAUCCCUCCCCUCCCCUCUGGUUGGGUAUCCGGAAAGGAAAGGCCGAGGAGGUGGAAGCUCUGACGAUGCUGGUAAUACCAACAACACCACCGCUACCACGCCACCAUUCCUUCCUUUUUCCCAACAGAAGUACCUCUCCUACUCCUACUACUACUGGUGGUGAUAGCAGCAAUUCCAGGAGGUGGGGGUGCUCGUGCUCUGCUACUGCUACUGCUCCCAAGUCUCCUCUGCACCACCGCCUCUUCAUGUACAGCAGCAGCAACAACAACAUUCAGAUGAUGAGACUCAGACCUCCUCCUCCUCCUCGCCGUGUCCCUGGAGGCUGUUGCAAAAGAAGAAGACUAGUAUUUUCAUGUAUGGUUACCGACCCAGAUUGUUUCCAAGUAGGCCGGCUUAUUGGUACCUAUGGUUUCAUGAAUAUCACCAGUUACUCAGGCUUGCGAUCCGAAGGGAUGCUGGGCAGUGCUCCCCUCCAGCCUGAAGAUUCUGGAAUAUUUGGGUCUUUCAAAGUUCAGGAUGUCGGUGAAGGCAACUUCCAGAUUAGGCUUUAUCAAGGCAGAAUAUCUCAAGGUCCCUUUCGAGGUACUCCCGUUGUUUUCAAGGUAUAUCCUGGGCAACAAGUUGGUGGCAUUGAAGCUGAUAUGAUGGCUGCAAACGAGCUAAAUGCCCAUGCUUUCCUUCAGAGCAAUCAAAACGAUCCUUGUCAAAAUAUCCAGCUACUUGUUGGAGGAUUUGAGACAAAAACAGGGGAGCAGUGGCUGGCUUUCCGUAAUGAUGGUAUAUAUAGUGCUGCAGACUAUGCUAAAGUUUCAAGUCAGAGUAUGUCGAAAGACCCUGAUCACGGAGACAGUAGGUUUUGGAACCCUUUUGACAAAGACCUAACUCUAAGACGGAGGAGGUAUUUUGUCACUAAGUUGUUCCAGGGUACCAUGAGAGGCUUAGCAUACAUGCAUGACAAUGACAGACUACAUCAGAGUCUUGGACCUUAUUCAGUUGUUCUCAAUACAAUGGUUGAGAAAGAGGCCGCUUACCUCGUUCCGAGGCUUCGGGAUCUUGCCUUUGCAGUUGAUGUAAGGUAUCCCCAGCUAGAAAAUGAUUCUGGGACACUAUCAGAAGGACUUUGGAGACGGGCAUCAGCUGCAGGAGCUUUCACUCCUAUGGAGAAAAGGGCCUUUGGAAUAGCAGAUGACAUAUAUGAAGCCGGACUACUUUUGGCCUACCUAGCUUUCCUUCCAUUUUGUGAAGCUGGAACAGUGGAUAGCCUAUCACUGCAGAGGCUUCUGGAGAACACUUUCCAGCUUGAUCUUGAAGCUACAAGAGAAUACUGUUUAGCUGAUGAUCGAUUGCUGGAAGGUGUCAGGUAUCUGGAUCUUAGGGAUAAUGCUGGUUGGGAAUUACUGCAGGCAAUGCUCAAUCGUGACUUCCGGAAGAGGCCAACUGCAGAAGCGGUAUUGAACCAUCGAUUCUCGUCUGGCUCUAGCCUCUGAGUCCCGUCCGGUGGAGUUUAUGCAGAAAGAAAACAUGUUGUGUACUACUGAGGAGACCAGAGUACCGAAGUUGGAAGAAGGGCAAGGAGGAGAGCGCGAGUCUCUCAAUUUCCUUCUUUUUUGUUCCUCAUCUUGAGGUUGUGUGUCAAAAAAUAUGUCUCUAUCGUUUUGUGAGAAAGUCAUCGUUUGCAGCGACAGCUCGCAACAA